Macrobrachium nipponense is the source of this 6233-nucleotide messenger RNA. Its product is annotated as neural cell adhesion molecule 1-like. Gene Ontology annotation, molecular function: protein binding; axon guidance receptor activity. NCBI's taxonomy places the organism in Eukaryota, Metazoa, Arthropoda, Malacostraca, Decapoda, Palaemonidae. Bases 1 to 1872 code for a protein of 623 amino acids. Gene Ontology annotation, cellular component: plasma membrane; axon; neuronal cell body. The record is from RefSeq and is a predicted model, not a curated record. The transcript has 13 exons. Gene Ontology annotation, biological process: homophilic cell-cell adhesion; synapse organization.
AUGGCCAAAGCUGGGAUUUGCAUAGUGAUUAGGGUAUUUGAGGACCGGCUCCCAAAUGUACUUCCGAGUGAGACGUGGGAAUUAAUGGAAGUAGGGAGCGAAGGAGAUAUGGAGGGAAUUUUGGAACACGGGUAUUUAGUAGCCACAGUGACCUCAGUUUCUUCACCCAUUCCGGAUAUGUUUACCUCUGCUAGCUUAAGAUCCGAAGAGGAAAUAAAUGAAGAAGCUUUAACUUCCCUGAACAACCUAAUUGAUUUUGACUUCUUGUCUCCUGCAGCCUUGGCAUUGCCGCAGGACUCCGUCUACGACGACUACGAAUACAAGGAGGAGGACGUCGAUUACGACAGCCUGCCGGAAUUCACGGUGGAGCCUCAACGCCUGAAGGUCAAAGAAGGCGGGACAGUCAUUGUAUCAUGCGAAAACAAUAAAAGACCGGAAGACGAUCAAGCGACUACACAGGAAAACGAACCCCUUUCAGCCCCUUACGCCCUGAUCAUCAAGAAGGAGGGGACGGACGCCCAGAGAGAGAAGCUUCUCUUCGUGGACAACGUCAAAGUGAGCCGCGACCGACGCCACAAGCUCAAUGACAAUAAGGUCGAAAUCUCCAACAUCAGGAAAUCCGAUGCCGGCACCUACAUCUGUCAAAUGGAGAGUACCCCUCCGGUGAUCCUGCGCCACGUCCUGGAGGUGGAAUAUGCCCCAAAAAUCAAGGCCGUCACCGAGGGAGAACAGCGCGUCAACAAAGGAGACAGUGUCAGGCUCGAAUGUGAGGCUGAAGGUAACCCCGUUCCAGCCAUCAAGUGGUCCAAGCAGGACGGACGCCUGCCAUCGGGCGUUAUGGAAGAGGAGGUAUCCCCACCGUCCUCGACUAUGUCUACUCAGGGUUACAGCAUCACCCUGGCUGAGGUCGACAGACACGUUGAGGGCACCUACGUCUGCACAGCUGACAACGGCAUCGGGGAACCGGCAUCUGACGCCAUUUCCGUCGUCGUAGAAUACCCACCAGAAAUCAUAACCGAAAAGGACAUGGUGAGAACUGAAGAUGGCGACACAGUUGAACUGGUAUGCAUCGUCCACGCCAGACCCACCCCAAGAGUGGAAUGGACCAAAGACGGAAACCCUCUGUCCGUUGACAGCCAUAUCGAAGAACAGCAGAAUGGUGGACGCCGCUACUCAAUCAAGAUCACCCAGAUUGAACAACAAGACUUUGGCGAAUACACCUGCACAGCUGAAAACAAAUUUGGAGUUGUUGAGUCCUCUAUUUCCCUAAGUGGUCUCCCCAAACCUCCCCAGUUCACGAGCAGCCCCAACGGAGGCGAAGAGAACAGCUACACCCUCACAUGGGAGACGGAAAGCUACUACCCCAUCACCGAAUACCGUCUCAAAUACAGAAAAGCCAAGGCCAACGACUCGACCGACGAACCAGGAGAAUGGAUGGAUAUGACCCACGAAGUGAACGGAAAUCUGGAAACCAAUGGCCUUAAACACACCAUGAAGCACACACUGAGAGACCUGGAAGCAGCCACCGACUACAACGCGUCGGUUCAAAUCAAGAACCAAUACUUGUGGGGAGACAGCGCCGAGUUCUCCUUUUCUACUAGAAAAGUUCUACCUACCACUACUACUACUACUACUACCCCCAUCACCAUCACUACUACUGCUAUUCACACCCCCACCUCUUCCAAUACCCCACCCUCUACCACUACCCAACUCCCCACCGCAACCUUUGUCGGAGAAAGUGAGCGCUCCUCAAGACCCUCAGUCCAAGAGGUGGCACAGCCCACCAAAAUAAGUGGUGCUUCAGCAACAAGCUUCAGCGCCCUGCUCAUGCUCGUCCCCGCUCUCCUUCUGGCGACUCAAAGUCACUGGUAGAGAUUAGUUCCUUCUGUAGCAGAUAGAAUUGGUUGUCUUGAAGCCGAACUAUCUCUUUAUAGUGUCAGCUUUUGCGACAUCCACAGACUCAGGAGUACUGCGAGACCUAGAAACUUGCAAUCACUUUACUUGAGUCCUCCAUGAAAUAUUUCCAGUGUUCUUUAUUGCCUUUUUUUUUAAUAAAUAACUUGAAAAAAACAUCUGUAUUAGAUUUCGUCAUGAUCAAUAAAAGAUUGUUCAGAAAGCAGUGUAUUUGCAAUAUGCUGCCAAACAUGGAUUCAAGAUCUGUUGCUAGAGUUUUAGAAGAUAUGUACCAUUUUAAUUUCCUCCUAACCUGAAGCUCAUUAACUCUAAUGUCAAAUGGAAGGUAGCAAUCUUGUAUUCUAACCUAGUGUGUGUGUCAGAAAUUCUAGAUGUAGAGAAUUUUUCCUCUUUGUAUUAUUUGAUGUAUAAGAUAUGGUCAUGGUACUAAGAGCAGGUCAAAAACAAUUCUCAUCAAUUUUCAGAAAUUUAGAAAUUAUAUAAUUCUUUGGAUUUUGAUAAAAUACUAACAGAUCGUCAUUAAAAAAAAAAAGAAUGAAUGAAUCACAAAUCAAAGCAGCAUUUUUUCUUUUUUAUUGUCUGGUGAUUUACCAUGAUCUCCUGAUUACUUGUUCAUGACUACAUUCGACCAGCUUCAUUUAUUUAUUCUUCUUUCAGCUAGAAAACCACAUAUCUUAUAUUUAAGAUGUGUUUGUAUAUGAAUUAACUGCAUAAUACAUAAUAGUAAAGGAAGAAUAUGUAUGCUGAAGAAAAGACUCCGAAUGACAUGUAUAAUUUUUUCCAUUAUCAAGUGAUGUUAAGUUAACUGUAUUAACAAGUCAUAUUAUGUAAGGAAGAGACAAAGGGAAAAAGUUUGCGAGGUAUAAUGACAAAAAAUCACCACUGUAUCUCAAAAACUCUUUGCUCUUUGUGACAUCAAAAGGUCCUUCCUGAGGCUUCAGGAAGGACUUUUUGAUACUCAGUGAGUUGUAUGUUGGCACAAUAAGAACACUUCUGCCUUAGGACAAAAGGAGCAUUCUGUGUAUGUGUUGAAACAACAAAGGGGACUGUUUCUCAGUAAAAUGAAUAAUUUUAAUGAAUUUUUAUAGGGAUGAUUGAUAGUCACUUUGAAAAAGAAAAGAUAGUCACUGUACACUAUAUUUGCAAUGAUACAUUGCUGUUAUAUAAUUAUUUUGAAUAACUUUUGGUAGUGUGUUUCGAGUCUCUCUGUCCCACCUUGCGGACACCUUGAAAGUGUUCCACUGCGCUUCUAAACGCUAUUCUGUCAAAACAGGUCUCAAAGCAAGUGCUCGUCCCUUUGCAUAUUGACGAUUCACAGAGAAAAGGCAAACCGUUUCUGGUGUAGAUCUUGUGGAAGAUUUUCAGGCGGACGAAGCAAGGUGGGAGUAGCGCUGAGGCAGCACAGUGUGUAUUGUAUCCAUCCUCUGGAUACGGAGUAUAUCUUUAAGUUGUCCAUGUAUUGUAUAUAUAUAUGAACUGGAUUCCUUUCCAUCUAUUUUUCUCUCUAUCUAUCCCAUCUAUCCUUAGUCUUAUAUUCGACCAAAUAUAGAUCUAUUUGCAUUUUUGGGACUUACAGAUCCACAAAUAGGUCGCUCUAGUAUGUAUGUUCAGGUACACUAAUGUCAAUGUAUUCACUAGAAGAACUCUAUCAAUGGAUAAUCUCACUUAUUACCCGUUGUAGUGAAUAAUAAUAAUAAUAAUCAUUGUAUCUUAACCAUUUUUUUUCUUGUUGGAGAGAAAAUGGAUCAUCCAUGACUCUCUUUCGGUGGGCGAAAAUAGAUCCAACCCGUUUACCCUCUAUUUCCCUUUUGAAAGAAAACCAUCGCAUACAAACACACAGUUUCGGUCACUCGUCAGGAUCAGUCAUGAGGGCUAAUGCCGAGAGUUCGUAGGCAUGCAAUGCAAUGCAAUGCAAUGUCUGUCUGUAGGUGUUCGUAUCUUGUAUAUAACCUCACUCAAGAAAAUCAAAUAAGCCAUGUACCGGCUUAUAGCUGUAUAAUUUUUGGUCAAAAACACACGUAAGGUUUAGGGUUUAUGUAUACAUGUAUGUUUAAAUAUUAAUGAUUAGAUUGAGAAAUACUGAAGUGCGCAAUGAUAUACUAAUCCUAAACAGGCACGUAAGGUAUACACAUUCUUUUCAUGUGUGUAUGUAUGUUUGUGUGUGUCUGUACUUUUAUCACUGCCUGCAAGCAGAUAGUUUUCGAAUAAUGAAAAGUAAUCGGAAGUCCUCAUUAUCUUAAAAACAUAAAUCACCAUUUUGCACUUAACUGAAAUCAACUGACUCCAAAUUAAACUGGAAGAUUUUUUAUUUGAUUUCAGUAGCUUAUAAAUGUUGCUUUAUGAUGUGUAUCUGUAAGCAGCACUUAAGUAUAACCAAGAAGUGCAUUACUUUGGAGAAAAUGAAAAUGAUCUGGAAGCUUUAGCACAAAGAUUAUAGAUUAAAGUAUGUCCAAGGUGGCAUUUUUUUUCGAAAAUGUAAAUUAAAAAAAAGAACUAGUAGGGAAAUGAUUGCUGAAUAGACAGGUAAUAAGGGUACCAGGAUUUAAAAAGGAUGUGCCGUGACCUCACUACUAAAUUGUAAGUCUUCAACUAUUCUUGGGGUGAUGUUCAAGACUAGAAAAAAAAAAAGAGAAAAAAUUCUUAUGUAGUUAAAAAUACAAGAAAAAAAUAUUCAUCUUAAGAAAUGCGUAAAAUGUUCUACUUUACUAUUGCAAGAAUGAGUGAAAAUUCCACAUGAUUAAGGAUUCAAGUCAUUUGGGAAUGUAUUCAUUUAACGAAAGAACAUUCCAGCUAACAGGGAAAAGUGUUGCCAUAUUGGCAAGAACACUGCCACGAUUUAUUUUUCGUCAUUCAACGCAAAUAUAAACAACAUUCACAUUCUUACAUCAACCCACAUAUGUGCACUUUCUCGCCUUGAAAAGGGCUCAAACCAUCUAUCUAACCUUAGGAAAAACAAAUUCGUAUUAAGUCAGCUGAAUCAUUGUUUAUCGUCUAGGAAAAAAAGAUAAAUUUCUUUUUUAAAUCUUACAGAAGACAAUAGAAUGUUAUAUGUAGUUUCUGAAUCACUGUGGCUGCCCAGGUCACUCCCAGUUUUACUAUUAUGCUUCAAUAGGAAAUAAUAUUAAUAAUUUUUCUAAUGUAAGUUGACCGCACUGCAGGAUGAAGAAGACCUUUAUCAACUCUGAACAGCCUCUCCAUAUAUUGUUUCGGUGAAAAUUUGAUACCUUUGACAGUCAGUGGUGGGUUUCAUGCAUUAUGACUUUGGUUACUAGUUUGGAGCAAGUUCACAAAAAAUACUUCGAAUGUGCAUUUCAGAAGCAGGUUUGUCACAGAAGGUAUCAAGUUAUUCAUAUUUCAGUAAAUACAGUACUAUAGUGAAUAUGUGGUGGUGCUUCUCUUUAAAACUAAGUCUCUUAGAAGUAUUUAAUAGCACUUAUUUCACUUCAUUUUCUUAUUUUAACUUCUGGUAGAUUCCACAGGCAUUAAUAAUUUAAGUACUAUGUUAUAACUUCUCUUCACUCGAAGGCAAAUGCAGGAGAUGGUUGUUUCAGGAGGUCAUCUCCUCUUCGAGGUGCCUUCUUUAUGGGAGGCCAAAGCCUCGCUUUUGUCCUCGUGGUGAAAAUGCAGUGCGGUCACAAAAGGUGUACAUAAUAAGGUAUGAGGAAGAUCUGCCAUUUCAGAAAAUGGAGGCUGGUGAGACAAACGAACACUUGCUUUAUAAGUGGCUUGUUUACAGCAGGCGACUUGAACGCAUGACUGAGUACACGCCGACUUACGCAGAGAACAAAUGACGUGUUAAAGGACGCAUGAUAUACUUGGUGAUAUCAUGUGAAAUAUCCUCUGACAGUGGACUUGACUACGACGACAGUGAGAAAGACGUGUGACCUACUUGACUAACCUGAUCAACUAAGUACAAGACGAUAAGUAAACUGCUCUCUUGAAACACGGAAGAUCAUUUUUUCUGAAUAAGGCAAAAACAUUUGCACCCUAUUUUGUACCAAAGACAAAAGCAGUUUCGUAAUAAGAUAGAACUACGUGGAAUUUUCGAAGAUCCUCAAGAUAAACUACAAAGCUUCAUGACAAGUAUAAAGCGGAUGAAUUUCUCCCAUUUCAUUAACUCACUGACUGACAGAAAACAGUUGAACGACAAAAAAAAUCGUUCUCAGCCCCAUUGUCUGUCUUAGUCUAGGUCUGUCCCAGCAAGAAAUGAUUUGUCAAAGAUUGUAGUCCUCAUUAUUGUGAAAUUUUUAUUUAUUGAUUUGUGAGUUCUUUGUACAUGUGGGAAUUGUAACUUUUUAAAUUAAAGUGGGCUCGUCCAA